UCUGCUCCCGUCUUCAAAUGGCGGGAACUGGAGCAAAGCCGUCGGAACACAUGGCCUCCACCUCGAGAUUUGCGCCCACCCCGAUCACCCUCCAUCGAUCCUUCGCUCCCACGAAACCCUACUUGUUCUCUCCGCCUCGAUCUGGGGAUUCCUCGGCGCGGUUGCCUCUCCGGAAAGCCGAUCUCCGGGUACGGCACCGGCUCUCAGGCGGCGAGGGCUUGCCGGAAGGACUGCCGGACGGAGAGGACCCGAGCUUCGACCGGGCGGCGGAGCUGUUCAACGGGGGGGACUACCACCGGUGCCACGACUUCCUCGAGGAGCUGUGGAACGGGGCGGAGGAGCCGAUCCGGACGCUUCUCCAUGGGAUUCUCCAGUGCGCCGUGGGGUUCCAUCACCUAUUCAACCAGAACCAUAGAGGGGCGAUGAUGGAGUUGGGAGAGGGGCUCUGCAAGCUCCGGAAGAUGGAUUUUGAUGAAGGGCCUUUUCUUGAGUUCGAGCAGGAGGUCUCGGCGGCGUUGGAGUUUCUAUACCAGACACAGAAGGAGCUUGCUGCGUGUACAGAUGAUCUCUGCUUGGCAAUGGACGGCUCCGAGAGAUCAUACCAACUACUAGGUAGCUUUGCUGCCGGGCAGCGUUUAUACAGCUUGGAUGUUGACCCAGAUGGCAUAGCCUGUAUAACUUUCUCCCUGGUCCAAAAUCAAGGCUCAGAUAUAUCAUUGAGUGUUAAGGUUCCCACCCUCCAUGCCACAGAAGAACAUCUCAAGGCAUGUGAAUAUAAAUGCUGAUAUAAUCACACCAUACACGUGUAGAAUUUCCUCUAUUUACCAAGUUUUUGUAUCUUAGAUCUUCUAUAAAUUAAGUCUAAUGUUUAUUUGUUUCUUUACAAAUCAGAGUUGUGUAAUUACUGUAAAAAUCUUAUAAAAUUGAGAUUAGACUUCCAUGUUAAGUU
This is a messenger RNA of Elaeis guineensis (African oil palm), 949 nucleotides long. RefSeq lists its product as uncharacterized. Lineage: Eukaryota; Viridiplantae; Streptophyta; Magnoliopsida; Arecales; Arecaceae. The record is from RefSeq and is a predicted model, not a curated record.